AUGUGGGCUGAUCAUGUGGCUCACGUCAAGAUGUGGGAGGCUUCGAAAACCACAAAGUCUUACGCCAUGCCAAGACCUGGAUAUAUCGUACAAGUCGAGGACCUUCAAGCUUGGAAGAUUGCUCACCGCAAGGAGAUCAAGAGUCACUCAGGAUUUUUCUUCGAUCCCAGCGCGAUCAUGGUAUCUGAACGCAUUCUCCCACUACCUCGAAGCAUUCGCGAAGCGCUUGUGUCCGUCUUCUGUCCGUCCGACAUGAAAGCCGACGCUUCAAACAACCCAGCAAACAAGCAUUGCUUGAUACGCCUUUACCUUGGACGCAGACGCAUGAAUCAACGAGUCGAAAACAAAUUCUCUCUGCGAAACUUUGAACUCACGCUCGACAAGAUGGAGAUCUUGGGUGUAGACCCCCAGCAAUAUGUUCAGCCAAUGGCUGAGGCUUUGGCGGUCAUGCACUGGGCUGCUCAGAUUGAUGGUGCAGAUGUCGAAUUCGUUCUUGGCAGUUCUCCCGAGCGUCGCAUAUCUGCUCAAACCCUGGACUCAAUUGACCUUGAAGGGGAUAUCAUCACGACGUGGAAUAUGGAUGAAUCGAAAUCAAGCGGCAUCAACUUUCUCCGACGCAGCGUGAGCAUCUUCCUACUGGAUUUCAAUCAAUGCAGAAGAAUGCCGCCCACUCCCAAGGGCAUUGAUGAUGCUGUCAAAGCAUUCUGGGAAAAUGACCCAUACUAUCCAAGGCCUGGCUACAAGGAGGGAACCCAAGAGUGGAUGCUUUGGGAACAGUUCAAGAGCGACUACUUAGUCAAGAGUUACAAGAUUCUGGAUGACUCUGCUACAAUGCCCGCCGAGUUUCUCCGCAGAGUCGAAGAGCAUGGAAAUUCAGCUGCAAGGCAGCUAUUCAUGGGCGGCCCCCCUCCAAAUUCUGCUACGGCUUCCUCAAGUCCAACUCCUGGUCCUUCAAGCUCUAUGCAAGCUUCACAGAGCCCGAUACCGGGUUCUUCAAGCUCUAUAGCAGACACGAACGAAGGCAACAACGACAAGAAGAAGAAGAAGAAGCAGAGGAAGAAAGUCUUGGAGGAAGAGUUAGGGUUUACUGGUGAGGAAGACCCAGAGCACCCCGAUCCCCUGGGCGAGAUCCUGGAAUGGAUCAACUCGGAAAACAAAAGCAAAAACCUCACGGUCGGCGAGUACGAUUUCGACAGUACCUACUCCAGUGGCGGAUGCCACUGCGAAAGCACGAUGCUCUGCUUGCAGCUCCUCGCCAGAGAACGAGACAACCUCAGUCCGGCUUCGAUCAACAGCGGCAUAGUCCUCCCAGACAAAGAAGUCACGGAUCUAUUCCAAGACGAUAUUGUCAUCAUGCCUUCGAGUAGGCUAUGCUGCCCAUCCUGUAUGCACCUUGUUCAAUAUUUCUACUAUCACCACCGCCGCCGUAACCAGGCCAUCUGGGGAAGCGUUGUCCACAAAGACUGGGUUCCUUGUUCACUGCCACCGUGGAUCCCCAGGAAAGCAGGAGAAUGGAUGCUGGCUCAAGCCAGCAAUUCUCUGAAGCAGCGGCUGGAAGGCAUCAUUGCCGCCAUAGAGGCCUCUAGACCCGACGAUACUGCUACAGCUUUGUAG
Molecule: messenger RNA, 1614 nt
Organism: Colletotrichum fioriniae
Lineage: Eukaryota; Fungi; Ascomycota; Sordariomycetes; Glomerellales; Glomerellaceae
Source: RefSeq, a predicted model, not a curated record